CCUGUUGCAUGGCGGGGCAGUUGCUAUAAAUCUAUAUUAUUCAAGCCAUUAAGACACAUGAGUACUACUGGAGCAGCCCUGUCCACUCGUCUCUUAUCACUACUCAGCCGUUUCUAGAUAUUCUCCUGCAUUUGGUUCCUGGCCAUUUAAACAAAGAAUUAGGUUUGGACAAGCAAGCCAUGACUGCAUGUUUGAUCAAGAAGAAACCAGAAAAUGGGAGUUGAAGGCACUUUGGAAUACUUUUCCGAUCUGCUAAGCAGUGUCAGAAAGGGCAAGAAGAAGAAGAAGAAGCAAAUCCAAACAGUGGCGCUCAAAGUCAGGAUGGACUGUGAAGGGUGUGUGCAGAAGGUCAAGAAAGUUGUCUCUGGUGUAAAAGGGGUAAAAUCUGUGGAAGUGGACCUGAAACAGCAGAAGGUGACGGCGACGGGAUAUAUGGAGGCAAAGAAGGUGUUGGAAGCAGCAAAGUCAACGAAGAAAAAGGUGGAGCUAUGGCCAUAUGUUCCAUACACACUUGUGGCUCAUCCAUAUGUAUCUCAGGCUUACGACAAGAAGGCUCCUCCUAAUAUGGUCAGGAAGAUUCCCAACACUGCCACCAUUAACGAGACCACCAUCGAUGACAAGUACACCAUUUUGUUCAGUGAUGAGAACCCAAAUUCCUGCUCCAUCAUGUAGCUAAACUACGUACCACAAAAUCAGUACUGCAUGAAUAUUUUAUAUAAAAAGUUGUACGUAGGCCGCUUAUAAUCUCUGGGUGUUUUCUUACUUCUUCUUCCCUUUUUUUUUUUUUUGUGUGUAAUAGGGUAUCAUCAUAAUGCAAGUAUUAAUAUUUGAAAAUAA
Molecule: messenger RNA, 837 nt
Organism: Juglans microcarpa x Juglans regia
Lineage: Eukaryota; Viridiplantae; Streptophyta; Magnoliopsida; Fagales; Juglandaceae
Product: heavy metal-associated isoprenylated plant protein 24-like
Exons: 3
Coding region: 214-672 (152 amino acids)
Molecular function (GO): metal ion binding
Source: RefSeq, a predicted model, not a curated record